AUGUUUUCCAAGGGCAAACCACUUGGCUCCUUUUUGCCAAAUCAACAAAAAGUUAAAGCGGAGUACUCUUCUUCCUCAAGCAGUCGCAGCUUUCAGGCUGCUUCCAGUCUCUCGACAAAAUCCAACCAAGCGGGGGGCAGCCAACUACGGCAAACCAAACUCUAUAUCAAUCAAAAGGAUAAAAAACUAAAAUAUGAUGGCUUUGUCGAAGAAGUAGUGCCUAAAGUGAAGGCCAAAUACGAUUUUACUUAUGUGCCGCCACCCAAGGGUUUAAACAAAACAUUUGGAGGAGUUGUUGCCACAAAAACUGAAGCAGCAGGAUUGCCAGAUGAUCCAUUGACCCAAAAGCCGGGAAGAAAUUUGAUCAGCCUAAUUGGACGAGUUGACUAUUCUAUGAAGACUCAUAAAAUGCAUCCUGAUUUAAAUAUUAUUUGGAAUAUUUAUGGUAAGCUUUUGAGAAUAGUUGUGGGCAAAAGAUUCGAGCAUACUCUGCUGGUGAGAAAUGAAGAGCCUGGACCCAUACUUCAAGCGAUUUACUAUGAUUUCGAUGAAGAUUUAAAACAUUUAAAAAAUGGUUGCUUUGUGCAUUUGGUAGGACGUUUCAAAACUGAGAAUCGUCUGCAAACUUUCCGAGUUAAUCAGGUGAGCCCCGAAGAGUGGCAAAACAAUUUUAUGCGCAUUGAAAAUGUUACCUCAUUUAUUUUAAUGCAGCAGAAUAAUGUACAAAAAUAA
This is a messenger RNA of Drosophila willistoni, 732 nucleotides long. RefSeq lists its product as uncharacterized. The transcript is spliced from 5 exons. The coding region runs from base 1 to 732 and encodes 243 amino acids. Lineage: Eukaryota; Metazoa; Arthropoda; Insecta; Diptera; Drosophilidae. The record is from RefSeq and is a predicted model, not a curated record.